Molecule: messenger RNA, 2145 nt
Organism: Mytilus californianus (California mussel)
Lineage: Eukaryota; Metazoa; Mollusca; Bivalvia; Mytilida; Mytilidae
Product: ankyrin-1-like
Exons: 3
Coding region: 1-2145 (714 amino acids)
Biological process (GO): RNA processing
Molecular function (GO): protein binding; RNA nuclease activity; RNA binding
Source: RefSeq, a predicted model, not a curated record
AUGGUAGCAGUCAUAGAUGAUGUACUAGAAGAAUGUGAACUGAAAAAAGGAACACCUAUCAAAAGUUUAAAGAAAUCACUUGACACACUUGAUGCAAGUCGGGAUGGACAUAUAAAUGUUGUUAAAAAAUUGUUACAACAUUCAGCAGAAGUAAAUCAAUGUAAGGAUAAUGGUGCAUCACCUCUGUUGGUAGCAAGUGGGAAGGGACAUGUUACUGUGGUUAAAGAACUGUUACAACACUCAGCAGAGGUGAAUCACUGUAGUAACAGUGGUAAAUCAUCUCUAUGGCAAGCAAGUAUGGAGGGACAAGUUGUAGUUGUUGCAGAACUGUUACAACAUCGAGCAGAGGUAAAUCUAUGUAAUGAGGAUGGUGCAUCACCCCUGUGUGUAGCAAGUUUGAAGGGACAUGUAUAUGUUGUUAAAGAAUUGUUACAAAAUGCAGCAGAAGUAAAUCUAUGUAUGAAUAGUGGAUCAUCACCUCUGUAUUUAGCAAGUCAGGAAGGAAAUGUUGAUGUAAUUAAAGAACUGUUACAACAUCGAGCAGAGGUCAAUCUAUGUAAUGAGGAUGGUGCAUCACCCCUGUGUGUAGCAAGUCAGAAGGGACAUGUAUAUGUUGUUAAAGAAUUGUUACAAAAUGCAGCAGAAGUAAAUCUAUGUAUGAAAAGUGGGUCAUCACCUCUGUAUUUAGCAAGUCACGAAGGAAAUGUUGAUGUAAUUAAAGAACUGUUACAACAUUCAGCAGAAGUAAAUCUAUGUAUGAGUAACAAUGUAUCACCUCUGUUAGUAGCAAGUCAGAAAGGACAUGUUGAUGUUGUGAAAGAAUUGCUACUACAUUCAGCAGAUGUCAAUCUUUGUAGGGAUGAUAGAGCCACACCUCUAUGGCUAGCAAGUUUGAAUGGACAUGUGAGUGUUGUUAAAGUACUUUUACAACAUUCAGCAGAGGUAAAUAAGUGUCUUGAUGAUGGUGCAUCACCUCUGUUUGUAGCAAGUUUGAAAGGACAUGUUAAUGUUGUUAAAGAACUGUUACAACAUUCAGCAGAGGUCAAUCUUUGUAGGGAUGUUAGUGAAUCACCUCUGUUUAUAGCAAGUCAGCAAGGACACGUGGAUGUUGUUAAAGAACUGUUACAACAUUCAGCAGAUGUCAAUCUUUGUAUGGAUGAUGGUGCAUCACCUCUGUUUCAAGCAAGUCAGGAAGGACAUGUUAAUGUUGUUCAAGGACUGCUACAACAUUCAGCAGAAGUCAAUGUAUGUUUGUAUUAUGGUUUAUCACCUCUAUGGCAAGCAAGUUUGAAGGGACAUGUUGAUGUAGUUAAAGAACUGUUACAACAUUCAGCAGAUGUAAAUAAGUGCGAUAGUAAUGGUCAAUCGCCUUUGUUGAUAGCAAGUGGAAAGGGACAUGUUAAUGUUGUUAAAGAAUUGUUACAACAUGCAACAGAAGUAAAUUGGUGUGAUGAUACUGGGACAUCACCUCUGUUGAUCGCAAGUCAGGAAGGACACGUAAAAGUUGUUAAAGAACUGUUACAACAUUCAGCAGAGGUAAAUCUGUGUAGGGAUAAUGGUGCAUCACCUCUGAUGGUAGCAAGUGGAAAGGGACAUGUUAAUGUUGUUAAAGAAUUGUUAGAACAUGCAGCAGAGGUAAAUUGCUGUAGAAAUAAUGGUGUUUCACCUCUAUGGCUAGCAAGCAUGGAAGGACAGACUGAAGUUGUUAAAGAAUUGUUACAACAUUCAGCAGAGGUAAAUAAGUGUGAUAGUACUGGUACAUCACCUCUGUUGAUAGCAAGUCAGAAAGGGCAAUUAAAUGCUGUUAAAGAAUUGUUACAACAUGCAGCAGAGGUCAAUCUAUGUAAGGAUGAUGGUACAUCACCUCUGUGUAUAGCAAGUCAGGAGGGAAAUGUAAAUGUUGUUAAAGAACUACUAAUUCAUUCAGCAGAAGUAAAUCUAUGUAAGGAUAAUGGUGCAUCACCUCUUUUUUUAGCAAGUCAAGAAGGACAUGUUAAUGUUGUAAAAGAACUGUUACAUCAUUCAGUAGAAGUUAAUAUGUGUGAUAGUACUGGCACAUCACCUCUGUUUAUAGCAAGCCAGGAAGGACAGCUUGAUGUUGUUAAAGAACUGUUACAACAUUCAGCAGAUUUCAAUGUUGGUUGA